Molecule: messenger RNA, 1439 nt
Organism: Annulohypoxylon maeteangense
Lineage: Eukaryota; Fungi; Ascomycota; Sordariomycetes; Xylariales; Hypoxylaceae
Product: putative pentalenene synthase
Exons: 6
Coding region: 130-1257 (375 amino acids)
Source: RefSeq, a predicted model, not a curated record
UCGUCUCGGGCUCUUGAGUUUACCUACCUACCUAGGUGUAUAUAAAUCCCCUCGAACAAAAAGGACAACUGAAACGACAAUUUCUGGCUCUGAAUUCUCUACUCGACUUGCAUUCUUCUCAUAAUAAUCAUGGCUCCCGAUAUUGAUCACAUCUGGUCGUCUACGACUGAUAUUAAAAUUGCUCCAGCGGAUGAGCGCAAGAUUCUCAUCAAGAGAGCACUAAACCAGAAGAUUCUGGUCCCAAGCAUAUUGUCUUUGAUGCCAGCAUGGCCAAGUCAAGUCCAUCCAGAUGUUGAUGAGGUCAAUAAAGAGAUAGACGAGUGGCUGUUGACCGUCAAUAUUGCCGAGAAGAAGAAGGCGAAGCAUCGUGCCCGAGGGAAUUACACAUUUUUAACGGCCGUAUACUAUCCUGAGUGCAAGAAGAGAGAAAGCAUGCUCGUUAUAUCAAAAUUUCUUUAUUGGAUAUUCUUCUGGGAUGAUGAGAUCGACACUGGAGGAGAACUGACUGAAGAUAAGGAAGGUACUCGGAUAUGUUGCGAAGAGACCAACAAGUGUGUUGAUGACUGUCUUGGACCGAACCCCAACUACACACCUCCUCCAAAUAUUCGGGGGACGAUUGAGAUGCUAUACCCCAUCCUAAGAGAUUUCCGCGCAGGCCUUGGUCCUGCAUCUACGGAGAGACUCCGACUUGAGCUUCACGACUACAUCAACGGCGUCGGAAGGCAACAGCAGGUUCGCCAAGGAGAACAUUUACCAGACCCAUGGUAUCACUUCAAGAUCCGGUCAGAUGACGUCGGAGUUAUCCCAAGCAUCACACAAAAUGAAUAUGCUAUGGAGUUUGAGCUGCCUGAGUACGUUCGCAGACACGAAGCCAUGGAAAGCAUCGUCCAAGAGUGCACCAAGCUCACUGUGCUACUCAAUGAUGUGUUGUCUCUACAAAAAGAAUUUCGCGACUCACAAUUGGAGAAUAUUGUUCUCCUUUUCAUGAACAAAUACAGCCUGUCGCUUAAAGGUGCCGUCGACAAGGUUCUGGAUCUGAUUCGGGAGCACUACGCAAUCUGCGUCGCGGCAGAGCGGAGGCUUCCGUGGAGCGAAGAUGACGAGAAGUUGAAUGAUGACAUCAGAGAAUAUGUCCGUGGAUGCCAAAGAUUGGCUACCGGUACGGCGUUCUGGAGUUACUCAUGUGAGAGAUACUUCAAGCAGACACAGGUAAAUGAUAAAUGGGAGGUCUUGCUGGAUUUGUCAUUCGUGAACUGAAGAUGACGGUGUCGUCUAACCGUCCUUGCCGGGUGCUAAUUCCCAUGUUAUUUUCGACCCACGAUGUCGAUAGUAGCAUCUCAGGGGGGCAAUUUUGCAUAUUACUAUACGUUAGUUAGAUUGUUUUCCGCAUCACGUUUCUCAUAAAAGUGUGGAUCUUAUUUUUCCAUCGGGUACUCCGG